This is a messenger RNA of Aphidius gifuensis, 8231 nucleotides long. RefSeq lists its product as uncharacterized. The record is from RefSeq and is a predicted model, not a curated record. Bases 993 to 7529 code for a protein of 2178 amino acids. The transcript is spliced from 6 exons. Gene Ontology annotation, molecular function: protein binding. NCBI's taxonomy places the organism in Eukaryota, Metazoa, Arthropoda, Insecta, Hymenoptera, Braconidae.
UGGCCGACUGAGCGCCAAAAAAAAUUUUACUAUUUACAUCUCACGUGCUGUCUUAACACGUUUUUAUAUUUACUAAUUACUUGUCAAUCAUUGUCAAUCUUAUUUGUGAUUUUCGUAUGUCAUUAUUACUGUCAUCUUGAUUGUUAAUUAUUUUUUUCAAUGGAUCAACCAGCAAAACGUCCAAAACUAACAAAUGACGCAUUGAUUGUAAACAUAACCAAGUCUAUUGAAUCAUUAGCUGACUCAAUACAAAGCAUUGGAAAAACUCAUGCAUCAUUAUUAAAAGUAAACAAGUCAUUAGUAUCAUAUAUUCAAAAUAAAAAACAAUCAUCAAACCAAACAAAUUUAGUUCAUCUCCAAGAUGAAUGUUAACUCUCAAAAAAUGUCAACAAUAAAUUUCUGGUUUAAAAAAAUACCAAUAACAAAUGAAAUGCUAAUCAUUGAAAUUAUCAGUCAACAUUGAGACAUAAUGACACGAUUUUAAAAUCAUCUUCAACAAUAUGAGCAAAAUGAUGAGUACAUAGGACGAGUACAUAACAUGCCUGUGUAUGUAUUACAAAGUCGAGGAAGGGGACAAAAAAAUAAUAAAAAAAAAAAAAAUGUAUAGCGCGGAGUAAGCUCCAAUAGACAAGUGAUUACAAAUACACGAGUUGUCUUGGUACAUUGGUUCAACAAAGUUCAAUUUAAAUUGUGAUAACAUCAAAGAAAAUUAUAAUAAAAAAUUACAAAUGUUAUAUGAAAUAAUAAUGUGAUUGUAGUACUUGUUAAAUGUGCGCAAUGGAGAAUAUUAAUAUUAUUGAAAAACCAAGGGCGGCGUGAGAAAGCGAGGUAAAUACAUACAUGUACGCAGUCAAUCAAUAAAUUAUUGAAAAUGCCGCGUUAAGUAUUAAAUUACAAUAAAAUUAUUAAAUAUAUCAAUUCAAUUUUUUCAUCAAUUUUAUCACCACCAAAUAGACAUCAAGUGACUAAAUAUGGAAGUUUAAUUACGUCUCAUGGCUGGAGGCACUUGCACUGACAAGCCAGGAAUUUUUGAUAACGUGAAAGAAGAAUGGUCAUAUCAUCGUCAAUGUCAGUUUAAAAAUAAGCUUGACAAUAAGUUGUUGAGUGAUACUUUUUAUAAAAGAAGAAAAGUUGAAUAUAAACGUACUUGCACGAGAAAUAUUUCUCUAUUUCAAAAAAAUAUAUUUAGAAUAUUAACUGGAUGUUUUAAUAGUGAUCUUUAUAUAAUACAUGAUACAAAUGUGAUAAAAACAAACUGUUGCAUAUUUAAAACAAGAUCACCAAGUUUGUACAAUGUUCUAGAAUAUUUUUUUGUUAAAAAUGGGAAACCAAUAAAAUGCUACCUCAAUACAGUUCAAGCAUUCCAACGAAUCGACAAUUUUGUUAGAUUACUGUAUAUCAAUACUGAUAUAUCAAGUGAAGAAAAGACCCUGUUAAAAUUUUUUUCAAAUGAAAAAAAUUGUAUUAAAUCAGAGCUAAUUAAAAGUGAUGAAAAUGAUGUAAGUACAAGUUCAUUAGAAAUGGCUGAUUCUGGAUUAGAAACUGGAUCAUUGAGUCUCAAUGAAAAUACAGAAUCAGAAAAUUCUGGUACUGAUAUUGAAGAGUCGCAUGUCAGUGAUUACAUUCCCACUGAUGAUGGUUUUAUACGAUUAAAUUGUAAUGCUGAUAAAUUAAAUGAUAAAAAUAUAUUAACAAAAGAAAAUAAGUGUAUUGAUAGUAAGGCAUGUGGUUCAUCAAGCUUAAUGGCUAGACAGUUUGAUCAAAAAUAUUUAUCAGGUAACAAUGGUGAUGAUGAAGAUGAAGAAGAAGAAAUUACGACUUGUGACAAUGUUGAUGAUGUAGCACGAUAUGAAAAUGAAGUUUUAAAUGAUAUAUUUUAUGAAUCAGAUGGCAAUGAUAAUGAACAGAGUGCUUCUUUUGUACAAACUGGAUCAUUUGAAUUUAUUGAACCUGAAAAUUUAUCUUCAUCAAUGCCAAUUGGAGCAACAAAAAAAAAUACAACAACUGUUGAUUUAUCUAAAGAAUUUAUUUCAGAAAAUAAUUAUCAAGAUGAAAAAACAUCAGCAAUUCCACAAACAAGAAGUAUGAUUGUAGAAAAUAUUCAACAUGAAUUAUCACAUUCAAAUGACAAUUCUCUUAAUAAAAGUUCAUCAAGUGUUAAUAAUUAUUAUUUUAUUGAUGCAUCAAGUCUUAAUGAUGAGACUGAAGUUGCAUCAAUAACAAGUACUAGUCAACAACCAAUUUAUAUGGAAUCAUUAAAUUACAUUCCUUCAAAAUCACAAAAUUCCAAUGAUCAAAUGAAUAAAAUUAUUUCAAGAUCAUCAUCAUCUCAUCAAUGUGGUCAUGAUGAAAUUGCUGAAUUUCAACGUGAGCUAAAAUUAACUGAAACAUUAGAACCUCUUGUUGAACAGCGUAAAGUAAAACGUGUUGAUUCAAUAACAGAUGAUAAAAAAAUUGAAAAAGAAUUACUUGUUGUUGAAAUAAAAGAAGCUGACAGUGGUGAAAGUAAUCAUCCAUCACCAUGUAUUGAUAAUAAUAAAAGACUACAACAAUGUGAAAAUAAUUCAAAUAUUAUAAAUGAAAAUACAAAUGAUUCACGUAGAUCUUCAUUAAUACGUGGUAAUACAUUUGAAUUAGAGCCUGGUGAUAAAAAAUUAACAAAUGCCAGACAAGAACAUGAGCGUCGUCAGGGUAAUCUUGUAUUUAGUAAUUCAAUUCCACAAUAUUCUGGUCAUCGAGUUGAUGGUGAUUCAGUGUCAGAUAGAACAAGCAAUUAUUCAUCAAUGUCUUCAUAUUUUCCUCAUGAUGCAUCAUCAUCAUCAAACAAUAGUAUUGAUAAAUUAAAAUAUCAAAGAACAAAUCAUCAUGAUUUUAUGUCAUACGAUGGUAAUUUAAAUAAUUUUAAUGAUCCAAAAUAUCCAAUGAUAAAAAGUGCAAGUGAUAAAUUAUUAGUAGAUUGUACAGAAAUUAAUGAUAAUACAAUUGGUGAUUGUAUGAGUUUACCAAUGACCUUUGAUGAUCACAGUCAUUUUGGUAGUAUUAAAAAAACAAAAUGUGAUGAAACAACACCUAUUGUAUCUGGUGGUGUCUGUACAAAUGAUUAUUCACAAUCAGUUAUUGACAGUCCAGUUAUUUUACGUAGAAAAACAGAAUCAACACCAAUUGUAUCAGGUGGCUCAAUAAUAAUGACACCAUCACCGCCACCAACAACAACAGCAACAUCAUCAACACAAGAUAAAAUUAAAUCAAUUAAUAGAUUAUCAUCAUCAAUGACAGCAUGGGUUGUUGAUAUGAGUGAUUGUACUAAAACAAAUGAAAAAUCAAAUCCAACAUCACCAAAUAUGUCAAAAAGUUUAUCAACAAAUGAAUCAUGUAGUAGUAGUAGUAAACAAAUAAAUCAUACUAAAACACCGGAUAAACCAAAUAGUUUGGGUUUUUUUAUAAAUUUAAAUGACAUUGAUAAACCAAGUAUGUCAAAAACAACAGUAACAACAACAAAAAAAGAUCAAAAUUUUAUUAAUAAACAAUCAUUUUUUAUUGAUUUAUCAUCAAGUAAUAAUGAUGAUAAAAAAAUAAAAAAAUAUCAAAAUAAUAUUAGCAAUGAUUGUGGUAAAUUACAACAUGAUAAAAAUGAAAAAAAAAAUAUAUUUUCAAUGUUUAUUGAUUUAAAUGAUACGAAAGGUGUUAAAUCGAAUGAAAGAGAAAUUAAAUCAUUGAAUAGUUUACAUCAAGGUCAUCGUAGUAUAACGGAUGAUGACAUUGGUAAAAGUGAUAGUUCAAAAGAACUGAGAUCGUCUACUGAUAAAAAAGGUGUAUUUAUGUUUAUUGAAUCAGACUCACCAGUUGUACGACGUAGAACAUUGUCAACAUCAAGACCAGCAUUUAAACGACACUCAUGGAAUAUGGAAAAAAGUCAUCAACAAAUAACAACAACAAAUGGUAAUAGUAAUGGAAAUAGUAAUGGUAAUGGUAAUGGACAUAUUAAUCGUGAUACAAUAUUUCGUCGUGAACAUAAACGUGCACACAGUGUAUCAAUUGAUCCAGAUAUUCAUAUGAAAUUAACAGCAAAAAAAAGUGAUUCAAGUAUGUCAUUAAAUAAUAUUGGUAAAACAAAUUCAUUAAAUAUACCAGAAACAUCACAAGAGGCAAUACAAUCAGAAUUAAAUAAUGAUCAAAUUUAUUAUGAAAUUCGUGAUACACCACCAAAUUCACAUAUUGAAAUAAUAAAUGAUGAUUUACGUGGUCGUGUUAUGAAUCAAGAAUACAAAGAACUUGUACGUAGUGAUUGUAUGUAUUCAAGUACAGAUGCAUCAUGUGAUGCUAAAAUACUUGAUGAUGAACGUUCAGAUAUUUCAAUGUGGGAAAAAACACCAACUGAAAGUACUGAUUGUCAUACAAGAAAAAGUGAAACAUUUGAUAUAAGUAGUGGUGGUGGUAGUGGUCCAUCACCAGAAAGUGAUAAUAAUGAUUUUGAUUUAAUUGAAUAUCAUAGUGAUAUUAUAAAUCAAGUUGAUCAAUUACAUACAACAAAAAUAUCUGAAACACAUAAAUCAUUGACUGAAAAAAUUAAAAAAAUUGAAUGUGAAUUUGAUGAUGAUAAAUUAAAAAUUAUGAGUAAAAGUGAUAAUACCAAAGAUAAAAAACAACAAGCAUCAUGUUCAGGUUUUGUUAGAUUAUCUGAUCUUGAUAAAACACCAACUGAUGAUUCAAUUAAAGCAACAACAGCAACAACAACAACAACAACAACAAAUAAUCGUAUGAGUAAAAGUAUACCUGAAACAUCUUGGAUAGAGAGUAAAUUAGCUGUUAAUCGUACAAUUAUUGGACCAUGUCAAAUAAGAACAUUAUCAUCAAGAAAAUAUUCAACAAUAAUGAGUACAUCAUUACCAGCUAAAAAUAAUAAAUCACCAACUGAUGAAUUUACAUCAUCAGCUCUUAGUGGUGGUGGUGGUGGUGGUAAUGAAAUGCCAUCUGAAUCUGAUUUAAGUAGUAUGCAAAGUAGCAUGGCAAAAUCAUGUGCAAGUACUGAAGAAACAGAAACAUCAAGUAUCAUUGCAACAAAACCAUAUAAUCGUCUUGGUGAAGAUUUAUUACGUAUGUUUAUUGAAGAAAUAAAUCCAGAUGUUACAAUUGAUGUUGGUGGACGACGUAUACGUGCACAUAAAUGUAUAUUAAGUUCAAGAUGUCAAUAUUUUGCAGCAAUAUUAAGUGGUAGUUGGAUUGAAAAUGCUGGUAAUGUUAUAACACUAAAAGGAUAUUCAUAUAAUUCUGUACAUUUUGCAUUGUGUCAUAUAUACAGUGGUGAAAGUAAUAUUCCAGAUACAAUAAGUAUUGUUGAAUUAGCAACACUUGCUGAUAUGCUUUGUCUUGAGGGUCUUAAAGAAAUUAUUGGCUACACAUUAAAAGUUAAAUAUUGUCAUUUAUUUCAUAAACCAUGUCAAAUUUGUACUGUUGGAGUUUUAGAAUGUAUGCCAUUGGCUGCUGCUUAUGGACUUGAUGAAGUUUAUAGAAAAUCAUUGAGAUGGAUUACACGUCAUUUUGUACGUAUUUGGCCAUGUAAAGCAUUUGCAUCAUUACCAAAAGAAUUAAUGGAUAAAUGUUAUCAACAACAUAUUGUACAUAUGUCAGCAGAUAAUAUUUUACAAACAAUAAUGGAUUGUGAUAAACUUUUAGCAACAUUACCAAAUGUCAGAUGGGCUGAGCCAGUAUUUCGUAUGGUUUCAAAUUUAUUAGAAAUUGCAUUAAAAUAUUUAUCUGAUAAUUUUUCAAGUAUACUUGGUAAUGAUAAUUUUCAAGCACUUGGUAGAGAUUUAACAUGGAAUAUUAGUAGACUUGAAGAUAAUAUAUUGUCAUGUGCUGAUAAAUUAUUACCUGAUCAAGCUUGUAAAAGUUAUUCAAGAAUAAGUAAAAUGAUUUCAUCAAUACCAUCUGAUGAUUCAAUUAUAAAACCACAAUGGAAUUUUUUAUUUAUUGAAUUAUUAAAAAAAAUAAAAAUAAGAGUUGAAAAAUGUUUAAUUAAAGAUGCUGCUAGAGCAGCAAGAACAACAACAUGGUUAAAAAUGGAUUUAGAGCUACGUAGAAAAAUUCAAGAGCUAGCUUGUCUUGUUAUUUUACCAAAUGAAACAAUUAAAAGACCAACAAGACAUUCAAAUUUUAUGAAAGAUAUUAAAACACCACCAAAUCGUACAUCAGCAAGUAGAAGUUUAGAUUUACGAAGAGUUAAAAUGACAAUUACUGAUCAAGUUGAUUUAAAAACAACAACAACAACAACAACAAAAUCUAAUAUUUCACAAAUUAAAAAUAUUAUGACAAAACCAAAGACAGAUCCACUUGAGCGUAAAAUGCAAACAACUAAAAUUGGACAAACUAUUGAAGCUAAUAUUAGACCAAAAUCAUGGCCAAAUAAAUUAGAAGUUAAAUCACGUUAUUUAGAGCCAAGAACAAAAUCUGUACCCAAAGAAAAUCCAUCAGAUAAAACAAUUGUUCAACAAAGAAGAAAAAAUUUAAUUUCAUCAUCAGAUUCAUCAAGAACAUCAAGUCCAGCAAUGAAAAGAGCUGUUGCUGCUGCUGUUGCUGUUGGUGUUGCUGUUAAUGCUAAUAAAAAACCAAUAACAAGAUUAAAAAUGUCUAUUAAAAAAGAUGUUAAAGCAUUGUCAACAGAUAGUUUAACAGAAACAUCAACAAAUAAUAAAUCAAAAAAAAAAGAUACAUUAAGUAAAAGUUGUGGUAUAACAAGACCAGAAUCACCAUCAUUAAAAUCAAAAAAUAGUACUAUUGACAUUGACAUAUCAACUGACUCACUUGCUGAUAUUAAAAAAAAACCAAUUACUACUACUAGAAAAAAUGGAAAAAUGGAUAAUUCAAUAUCAGCUGAUAGUUUAGAUCAACACAAAACACCAAAGACAAAUAUUGCAAUUAAAAAAUCACCUAUAUUAAAUAAAACAGCCACAACAACAACAACAACUGGUGGAAAAAGUCAAAUAUUAGAACGUACUAAAAAAUCAUUAUCAUCAUCACCACCAAUUAAUCAAAAAAAUCCACUUAGUUUAACUACCAAAAGACCAGCAAGAUCAGUUGAAAGUUCAACAGCAGCUAGUAGAAAUAGAGCAGCAGCAACAACAACAAUUUAUCAUGGUUCACCAAGUUUACGUAGAAGUCUACUUGAUGCAGCUAAAACACCAGAUAUACCAAGCAAAAAUAGCAAUGGUAUAUCAUCAAAAAUAAAUUCACGACAAAGUACACCAUCAACAAGUACACCUACAUCAAUUAAAAAAGAUAUAUUUAAUCCACCACGUAGUGAAAGUCCAAAUAAAAAAUCACCAAAAUUAAAUGGAACAACAACAUCAACAACAACAAGACCAACAAGACCAAUUAAUGCUGGUAAAAAAACACUAAAAGGUAUUGAAGAUAAAUUAAAAAAUAAAUGUCUUGUUGCUGAAACUCUUGGCUCUAGAUCAGGUACAUUUUUAAAAGAUGAACCGACUGUUUUAAAAAAAUCCGAUAUGAAAAGUACACAAGUUACAACAUAAUUUAUGUAACUUGUUUUAUAAAAAUUAAUGAUUGUAAACAUGAUUAAAAUUAAAUGUGUUAGUUUGCCUAUUUUGCUCUUUAAUCACGAGGCUAAUAAUUUUCGUGAAAGUGAUAAUAUCUUUAUCUACGUUAAUUAAUAAUAAUCAGUUGAUCACUGAAUUUAUUGAGAUUCAUUUAAGUUAUAUAUAAAUAGAUUGGUAUGAAUGUGUUAAUUUUCAAGGAAUUUAUUACGUGUAUAGAAAAAAAAAUUGUGUACAACCACUUAAUUAAUUUGCAAUAUUUAUAAUUGCUAUGGAAUUCCAAACAAUUUUAAGUGCGCUAUUUUUUAUUACCAUCGCUUAAUCAAUUUAGAUGUAUUUAAUUUUUUUGCUUCGAAAUAGCAUGUUAUAUAAUAAAAACUUGUAGUGGAAUAUAUUUAGCCAAUUUAUGGCAAGUAAUGUUUAUAGAAUUUCACACAAAUUUCAUUACAAAACGAAAAAAAAAAAGAAAAAGAAAAAAAAAAAUUGAAAAACAGCCAUAUAUAUCUUAGUAAUAUCUUUUUGUUUUUUUUUUUUAAAUUUCAUUAUAGGUGAAUUGCCAUUGUCAAUCGAUUAAAUUUAAAAUAAUCUAUUAUUUGUUUUGUUUAUUUUUUUAUAAUGAAAAUGUAAAAGUGAAUCGGGAAUAAGCAUAUAUGCCAAUCUCAGUUACAAACUGUCAUGCUG